Neopelma chrysocephalum (saffron-crested tyrant-manakin) is the source of this 6747-nucleotide messenger RNA. It is a transcript of the gene ESPL1, whose product is annotated as extra spindle pole bodies like 1, separase. The record is from RefSeq and is a predicted model, not a curated record. Gene Ontology annotation, molecular function: cysteine-type endopeptidase activity. Lineage: Eukaryota; Metazoa; Chordata; Aves; Passeriformes; Pipridae. Gene Ontology annotation, biological process: meiotic chromosome separation; proteolysis. Gene Ontology annotation, cellular component: centrosome; nucleus; cytoplasm.
AUGGAUGGGAAGGAGAAGUGGGACGACAUCGAGGAGAGGCUGGAGAAGCUGAGGGAAACCCUCUGGAUCUCACUGGGACCCACCAGCUGUGGGAAUCCCUGCGGAUCCCCCCGGGAGUGCCCCCCCCAUCCCGGCAGCGACGGCUCCAGACGUGUGACCGCGUGCUCCGAUCGUGUGUGGAGCAGCUGGGCCUGGGGGGGGCCUGGCCCUCCCCUCGUGGCCCUGGCCCAGGAGGCUGCCAGGGGCUACCUCAGCGUGGUCCCAAACCCCCCGGGCCUGUACUUGGAGAAGAUCCUCUUCCACUUGCUCAGGAACGCCGUGAAUUCCUGCCGGAGCACCGGGAAUUCCUGCUGGGCUGCGGCUGAGCUGCUGCGGGAGCGACUCCGAGCCUACACCCCCCUCCAGGACCCCCCCAAGGACUUCACCACUGUCACCUACAACACCUUCUGUGUCCUCUGGAAAGGGGCAGCGGCCCUGGCAGGGCCUGACCGGCCUCGGGAAGAGGGAAGAUCCCUGUUUUCUGCCCAGAUCCGUGCCCUGCGCUUUCUGCUGCUGCUGGAGCGGGACGGGGGGUCUCUUCCCCCUCUGCAGCCCCCCUUCUUCACCUCCCAGACAGCCCAAAAGGCAGCAGCAGCCUCUGCCCUCUACGAGGCCGAGAGGGCUCCCUGCCCUGUGUUCCUGGCCCGGCAGCUCCGGGAAUUCCUCCUGGAGACUCUCCGGGAUGAAGCCCCAAAUCCUCCCGGGAUCCAACACUCCCUGUGCUUCCUGGAGCUCACCCUGGAGUGCUCCAGGCACCUCUGCAGGGCUGGCAGGUUCCACGAAGCCCUGGAGGCCCUGGAGGAGGCCAAGGCAUUCCUGGGGCGCUCCAGGGAGGAUUUGGGGGCCCCCCUGGCGCUGCUGGAGGCCGGGAUCCAGCUGGGAAAGGGGAGGUCCCCCCCAGGGCCCCUGCUGUCCCAGGCAGCUGCAGCACUGAGUGGGGAGGGCUCAGAGAGGACCCUCAGGGUGCUGCUGGAGGGGGCCCGGUUUGUGACAGCCCAGCUCGGGGAGGGGACGAGGAGGAGUCGGGAGCUGCCCUUCAGCCUCGAGGACCUGCCCGGGCUCUGCGCCUUCACCGAGGGGCAUUGCUGGGCCCUGCAGCGGCUGCUCGGCAGGGUGCCCCCCGAUGCCCUCAAGCAGCAGGUGACAGUGAAGCAACUCCUGUUCCGGAGCCUCCAGCUCUUCUCCAACACCAUCCACGACACCUUCCAGGGCUCCCAGCCCUCAGGGUGGCUGGGGCUGGCCCAGGUGAGCAGGAGCUGCACCCGAAGCGUGACCUGGAUGGUGGAGGCUCUGGGGGGGCUCCCCGAGACCGACAGGGCCAAGUUCCUCGAUGUCACCGCCUCGUGCACCUUCAAGUUGGGCUUCGCCUUCCAGAGCCGGAACUUUCUGGAGGAGGCCGGAACCAUCUGCGAGCCCUUCUGCAGGGGGGUGGGGGAACUGGGGGGCUACGGCUGCCCUGACAUCCCCCCAGAGAGGUUCCACAAGUGUUUCCGGAUGCAGGUGGAGAGCUGGAAGCGCCUGGGGCGGCCAGAGCGGGCUCUGGGCUCGGUGACCACGUGGCUCCUGGCCCUGCCAGCCUGGGGGGGGUUCUGAAGGCCCAGCCGGGGGGGGCUCCUGCACGAGCCCGUGGGACUCUGGGCCAGGAUCAAAUCAGAGGCGGCCAAACAGGGCCAGGAGGAGCUGCGGCUGCGAACCCUCAGAGACUCCCUGGAAGGCCAUUCCCUGGACAGGGCCACCUUGGUGUCCCUCCUGCUGGCCGAGCUCCAGGCUUACAAGUGCCUGAAGUGGGACACGGGGCCGGAGCGUUACAACGUCCUGUGUGACCUCCUGGAGCUCUGCCCCGAGGACCCGGGGGGGCUCCUCCCGAGGGCUCUGGGGCUCCUGGAGCUGGCCCAGGUCCUGUGCUACCACAGCUUCGCCCCCCACACCGACUGCUCCGCACUGGACGCAAUCCGGGAGGCCCUGAGGCUGCUGGAAAAGGUGCCCCAGAAUUCCCAGAACCGGGAUCAGCUCCUGGAUGAGAAGGCCCAGGCCCUGCUCUGGCUCCACAUCUGCACCCUUGAGGCCCACAUGGAAAAGGGCAUGGAGAGGGAGCAGAGGGGGAGGACCCAGGGCAGCAGGAACCUGGAGGAGUUUGAGCCCAACGACCUGAAUGCCGAAGGAAGGGCGGGAGAGGAGCUGGAUCCGCAGGAUGGGAUCAGCUGCACCCUGGACACCGACAGGGCUCUGACCAAAAGCCUGGACGAAGCCUUUUCCCUAUGGAAGCAGCUCGUGGAAUCCCCUGGAAUUCCCUGUGUUCGGAGCCUGGAACAAACCGUGACCUCCCUGCACCUCCUGGCCACCCUCUACAAGCUCCUGGCCAAGCCCAUCCAAGCCCUGGAGAGUUUCCUGCUGCUCCGCUCCUUGUGCCGGAGCCUCAGUGACACUCCCGGCGCUGCCUGGGCCUUGUCCCACCUCACCCGCCUGCUCCUGCAGCUGGAAUGUCCCACUCAUGCCCAGGUUUUCCUGGAAGAGCUGGAGUCCAUCCUGAGGGAAUUCCCAGGUGGAGAUGAAUCCCAGCAGCUCCUGCAACAUUCCUGCCUCCUGCUCCGGAGCCACCUGUGCUGUGUCAGCCAAAAAGUGGAGGAGGGGCUGUCCCUGCUCCUGCAGGUUCUCCAGAGCCCCCUGGCCCAAAAGGCCACCAAGGGCUGGUACCUGCUCCAGGCCCAGGGGCUCCAGGUGGUGGCCACAUACCUGGGAAUGGCCCCUGCACACCUGGAUCCAGAGCUCCGGCACCGGCUGCACCGGAAAGGCUGGAAGACCCCCAAGGUGGCCCUGAUGGAGGUCCAGAAGCUCCUUCGCAGUGUCAUCAUCUUCCUCCUGGGCUUUGACAUCCUGGGGGGCUCCCGGAGCAACGAGGGGGCAGAGCAGUUCCAGGACUAUGGUGCCAACGUGGUGCUGAAGUGGGAGGUGCUGGGGGAGGCCCUGUGGUGCUGUGAGCGCCUGGUGACGCUGCUGGGCCGGGCCGAGGUGCUGUGCCGGGCCAGGGCCUUCUGCGGGGAGGCCCUCAGGCUGUCCGGGCUCCUGCAGGGCACACGGUGGUGCACGUCAUUCCUGCUGCUGAAAUCCCAGCUGGAGCUGCAGCAGGGGGAGCUGGAGCUGAGCCAGCUCAACCUCCAGCACACCCUGUUCCUGCUUCCCUUUCAGAGCCCAAACCCCCCCCAGGAGCCCCUGCUCCCACUCAAGAUCCACCCGAGGAAGGGCCACAUGGAGCCGAGGAGGCGCUGGGACCACCCCAAAAACCCCCCGGGGGAGGAGGACGAGGGGUUCCUAAAGGGCCCUGCCCUGGAAUUCGUGGCUCCUUCGAGCUCCCAGGACCCUCUGGGUGCCCUCACAGCCUCCCCCAAGCUGAAACCUGGGAAGAAGAUGAGCCUGGCCUUCCUCUCCCACCCCUGGAGCUGCCCCUGCUGCCUCUGCUCAGACCUGGUGGUGUCGGUGCUGGGCCUGCGCUGGGCCCUGGCCCAGGCCCGGGGCCGGGUCCUGGCAGGGGAAGGGGCUGCGGGGGUGGCCCUGGUGAGGAGGGUCCUGCCCCGCUGUGCCGGGGUGGGCCACAGGUUUGCCAGGGAGCUCAGCAACAGGCUGGGGGGACACCAUGGAAAAGGGGAGCCCCCCGGGGACAGGGACCACCCCAGGAACCAGGACAUCUCUGGGAAUGGGGACCCUCCUGGGACUGGGGACCCCACCAGGGACAGGGACCCCCUUGGGAACCAGGACCUGGGGCUGCAGGACCCCUGUGAGGACCAAGACCCUGCUGAGAACUGGAAUCUGCCCACCCUGGACCCCCAGAACCCCUCCAGAACGAGACCCCAGCCCACCCUGGGCCUGCUGGACGAGCUGGUGGCCAUGGGCUACUCCACGCUGGCCCUGCAGAGCCUGAGCGCGCCGGGGGGGCUCUGGGACCCCCAGGACGAGGAGCUGGAGUGGGGAUUGGCCUUCCUGGGGUCCUGCAGCCCCCACCUGCCCAGCCUGGGGGUCUCCAGGGCCACCCUCCUGCUGGCUAAGGCCAUGGCCACCCUUGGCCACCUGGCCACCAAACUGGGCCUCUCUGUGGACGAUGUCCUUGCCCAGGGCUGGACCCUCCAACUGCAGCCUCCCCCCCAAAAAAAGACCCUGAAAGACUCCAAGGCUGAACCCCAAAAGCACAAACCCGCCCCCCCCCAGGCCAGGGGGGUGAAGCCCCGUGGGGUGGAAACCCCCAAGCAGAAGCCCUCCAAGGAGAAGCCCCCCAGAGUGAAGCCCCCCAGGGUGAGCCCACCCAGCCCCCAGGACGUGUUUGCUCCGGGGGACUUGGACUCUGAGGUUGUGCCCCCCAUUGUCAUCAGGGGGCCCUGCACCCCCCACCCCAAAGCUUUUCCCUCCUUCCCGGGGCUCCCCAGCCUCCCCAGGACCCCCUUCACCAUCUACAACGAGGCCUCACCCCCUCCUUGCAAGGCUCAGCUCAGCAGAGCCCCCAGAGCCCAGGGGAGGGUCAAGUCCCGCCUAAAGGUGACAUUCAGUGAUGACAGCGACCUGGAGGAUCCCAAAGCCCCCCCCGAGUGCCUCAACCACCCGAAAAACAUCCUGUGCCCGCAGGAGGGGGCAGCCCCCCAAGUCCCCAGGAUCCCCAAAAGGGGAACCCGCCGGGCUGGGGGUCCCAGGGGGAAGAAGGAGCAGGAGACCCCGCAAAAAGGGGCUCAGGAGGAGAAAACAAAGCAGGGACCUCCCUCUCAGGGGGUGCUGGAGGGGCUGAACUCCCUGAGGGCCGUGGGAGAAGAGGAGGAGGAAGAGCUACGGCGCAGCUUCGAAACCUUGCAAGUCUCCCAGGAGUGGGGGGGACCCCCAGGGAGGGUCCAGCCCAAGGCCAGUGAGGAUGUCCCAGGCAGGGGGGACCCCCCACUAGGUUUGGGGGCACCCCUGCCCAUGGCUAGAGGUCACCCAUCCCUGGACUCAGUUUUGGAGCUGCUGCAGGAGGCCCUGGGCUGGAUCAGCCACUUCCCCCCGGGGUCCCUGUACGGGGGGCUGUGCCAGCUGCUGGCCCUGCUCACGGGGGACAGGGACCCCCUGGGCACAGCAGGGCUGCUGUCGGAGUCCCUGUGUGUCACCGCCCGCCACCAGCUGCUGGGCAUCCUGCACAGCCGGGCAAGGAAGAAGAGGAAGAAGGAGAAGUUGGGGGGGCACGUGUCGGAACAGCUCCGGGGCCUUUCCCUGCGGGAAGGGGGGGACCCCCCCCAGCCCUGCCCCCGCCUGGCCCAGCUCGAGGGGCUCUUCCAGUUCAGCACCUCGGGGCUGGGGGCUCCAGAGAGGGAACAAUUCCGGGAGCAGAUCCAGCAGAUCCCCAGUGGGGUGACCGUGGUCCUGCUGGCCCUGGGCAGCCCCUACCCGGGGGCCGUUGGGGACACUCUGCUCCUGACGCGGCUGGAGAGGGACAUGGAGCCCCUGAGCAUCCGGAUCCCCACCCACAGGUCCCAGGCCCCCCUCAGCUCCAUCCUGAGGGAAUUUGAGUCGAUCCAAUGCGAGCAGAAGGAAGCCAACGGAUGCACAGACAAGCAGGAGUGGUGGUCACGGCGUUCCCGGCUGGACCAGAGGAUGAAGACCCUCAUCCAGAGCCUGGAGUCCCAUGUUUUGGGGUGCUGGCGGGGGCUGCUCCUGCCCAGGCCCCCUGGGAGCUCCCCCAGCUUGGCCGAGGAAUCCUCCCGACUCAUCCCGGAGCUGCGGAACUGCGGCUGGAACGACCCCGACCCCGCCCUCGUCCAGGUGCUUCUGAAUGGGGCCCCUGCACUGACCCCCCCCGAUGUCCAGGCCUUGGCCUUCGGCCUCUGCCCGGCCCGGCCCCUCCGGGCACGGCUGCUCCUGGAGGAGGCCCUGGAGGGGGCCCUGGAGAGGGACCGAGGGGACAGCGGGGGGUCCCUGGUGCUGCUGCUGGACAAGCACCUGCAGCGUCUCCCCUGGGAGUCCCUCCCGGCCCUCGGGGCCGUGCCGGUGACGCGGCUCCCGGCCCUGCGGUUCCUGCUCAGCUACAUGAUGGCCCAGCAGAGCUCAGGGUCCGUCCUGGCCCGGGGGGUGAACCCCAAAAGCACCUUCUACGUCCUGAACCCCCACAACAACCUGGGGGGCACCGAGCAACGUUUCCGGGCCUGGUUCGAGAGUGAGCCGGGCUGGUGCGGCGUGUCUGGCUCUAUCCCGACCCCGGAGCAGAUCCAGGAGGCCCUUCUGGAGCAUGACCUGUACAUCUAUGCAGGGCACGGGUCGGGGGUGCGGCUCCUGGACAGACAGACCCUUUCCCGGCUGGAAUGUCGAGCUGUGGUGCUGCUCUUCGGCUGCUCCAGCGCUGCCCUGGCCCUGAGGGGGGGCCUGGAGCCCACCGGGACCGUGCUCAGAUACGUCAUGGCCGGGUGCCCCCUGGUGCUGGGGACGCUGUGGGAUGUCACUGACCGGGACCUGGACCGCUUUGCCCAGGCCCUGCUGCGAGGUUGGCUGGGGGGGGGGCCCGGGACCCCCCUCCUGCCCCACCUGUCCCGGGCCCGCCAGGCCCCCCGACUCAAAUCCCUCAUCGGGGCUGCGCCCGUGGCCUACGGGCUGCCCGUGAGCCUCAGCUGAGGGGGGUCCCUCCCAUUGCUUGUGGUGUGGGCUGGAGGGUCCCCCAGUUGGUUUUGGGUCCCCCCUGUUACCUACAGGCUCCUCAUCUCCCUG